CUGAUUCAUAAUAAUAUCCUUUCACCUGUCCCUUACGGGCAGAUGCCCUCAAAGUUGCUUUAUCCCAUCCAACCCUAAUCCCCUCAACCCUUUUUCACUGCCAACUACUCCUUAUAUAUAUCCACAUAAUGCCCCACUAAUCACGUCUUAGUCUGGUUAUUGGAAAUACCUCUUUUUUUUUUCAGGUAGAAAGCCUGCUGUUUUUCCAGACCAACAAAACACACUUUUCCUUGUUUCGUUUCAGUUUUUUUUUUUUUUUUGGCUUCAUUUCUUUACCAGCGGCUGAGCUCCAAGUGUCAGUUACAAUAAGAAGGAAAUUAAUGAAGAACGUUUCGAGGAACAAGUUUUUGCUCUGUUUUAGACCCGUAGUUGAUAUGGACUUGAUGCUCGACCCCAAAGCAGUCGUGGUUGAUCCUUCCCAAAAUCGUCGGGCCUUAACGUAUCUCACCGUCAAAAACAAGGCAGAUAUUAUGAAGCCUUCAACCACUCAGUCUUCGUCUUCUUCUUCAGUUUCUGAUACAGAGAAUUCAAUCAUGGUUCAUCGUCCCGGGAAGAAAAGAUUUUCCCAUGUCAUCAAAGCUGUUGUAUUCGAGAUCUUAUUGGCUAAGAGGGUUAAAGAUAGAAAAGGUAUCCCAUUAAGGAGCCAUGGUAAGUUGUUGGAUACAAGUGCUGAUGAAUCAGUAAACAAGGUUCCAGCUGCCGAGGGAGUUCAAAGUACUGUUUCAAAGCCUAACUCAGUCCCAAACUCAACGCAAAAAACAAGCAAACAUCAAGAACCAGAGAUGAAACCGAAACAAGAAGGAAUCCAGAAGAGUUGUUCAAGUUCAAGCAAUGCCAUAUUUAUGCUUGUUAUUAGUCUGGCAGUGACCAUAUUCUGGGGCAAAUUUUGUGCAAUACUUCUUACAUCAAUUUGGCUGUACUUUCUCCCUCACCACCAACAGCCUGCAGGAGUUAUUGAGAACCUGGAAAGCAUUACAAAAAGCUCGGAAAAGAAGUCAAAAGAUUAUUACAGAAAGAAGGUCAUAAUGGAAGGGUUACUUCAAAGGAAACAAAGCAAAGGGGCAUUCAAUUUUUGACAUUAAAAAUUUCUGUUCGCAACAGACAAAAUACACAAGCAUCAGUUUCUUCUUUGUUGUGCAGUAAAUUUUUUUUCUUUUUAUUUGGGGAAGAUUUCAGAGCAUUCAUUAUUUAUUAAAUUCUUUCAUUCCAA
Molecule: messenger RNA, 1210 nt
Organism: Gossypium raimondii (Peruvian cotton)
Lineage: Eukaryota; Viridiplantae; Streptophyta; Magnoliopsida; Malvales; Malvaceae
Exons: 2
Coding region: 321-1076 (251 amino acids)
Source: RefSeq, a predicted model, not a curated record